Trichosurus vulpecula (common brushtail) is the source of this 7783-nucleotide messenger RNA. It is a transcript of the gene CREBRF, whose product is annotated as CREB3 regulatory factor. The record is from RefSeq and is a predicted model, not a curated record. Gene Ontology annotation, biological process: regulation of transcription by RNA polymerase II; response to unfolded protein. Lineage: Eukaryota; Metazoa; Chordata; Mammalia; Diprotodontia; Phalangeridae. The transcript has 9 exons. Gene Ontology annotation, cellular component: nucleus. Gene Ontology annotation, molecular function: DNA-binding transcription factor activity, RNA polymerase II-specific; RNA polymerase II transcription regulatory region sequence-specific DNA binding. Bases 298 to 2217 code for a protein of 639 amino acids.
GGGAACCCGUCAGGAAGGACAUAAACAAAACAAACCCGAAGCAGCAUGGAGAGGGGCCGCGGCCCCCGCACCAGGACGGGCCCCAGCCCCUAAGCUCUCCCCCAGACACAGCACCAGCAGUUUCAUGCAGAACUACUUAACGAAAGCAGAGGUCCAAGCGAUUGAACUGAAGGUAUUCCGGUGAAAACCCGCCACUUAUUCUAUAAAUUAUUUUUUAUCGUGAAUUUAAAGCUGGAAAGGAAUCUACAAGCAAGAAAAAAAAGUUUGGAAUUAGACUCUCAGGAUCUGGGCUUGGAAAUGCCUCAGCCUAGUGUAAGCGGAAUGGACCCGCCUUUUGGGGAUGCCUUUCGAAGCCACACGUUUUCAGAACAGACUCUGAUGAGCACAGAUCUUUUAGCAAACAGUUCAGAUCCAGACUUCAUGUAUGAACUGGAUAGAGAAAUGAACUACCAACAGAACCCCAGAGACAACUUUCUUUCUUUGGAGGAGUGCAAAGAUGUUGAAAAUCUGGAGACUUUCACAGAUGUCCUGGAUAAUGAGGCUGCUUUAACCUCAAACUGGGAACAGUGGGAUACAUACUGUGAAGACUUAACAAAGUAUACUAAACUGACUAGCUGUGACAUCUGGGGAACAAAAGAAGUGGAUUACCUGGGUCUUGAUGACUUUUCUAGUCCCUACCAAGAUGAAGAGGUCAUAAGUAAAACUCCAACUUUGGCCCAGCUUAAUAGUGAGGAUUCUCAGCCAGUAUCUGAUUCCCUUUAUUAUCCUGACUUGCUUUUUAGUGUCAAACAGAACCCCUUGACCUCUUCAUUACCUGGGAAAAAGAUAGCAAGCCGAGCGGCUGCCCCAGUAUGCUCAUCUAAGACUAUUCAGGCUGAGGUUCCUCUGUCAGACUGUGUCCAAAAGGCAAGCAAACCCACGUCAAGCACACAAAUCAUGGUGAAGACCAACUUGUAUCAUAAUGAAAAGGUAAAUUUUCAUGUUGAAUGUAAAGACUAUGUUAAAAAGGCAAAGGUAAAGAUCAAUCCAGUUCAGCAGACUCGGCCCUUGUCAAGCCAGAUUCAUGCUGAUGCAGCAAAGGAAAAUACCUGUUAUUGUGGAGCUGUAGCAAAGAGACAAGAGAAAAAAGGAGUGGAUACGCUUCAGAGUCACGUUGCGCCUACUCUGCCUUUUAAAGAGACCCAAGAACUGCUUCUGAGCCCUCCCUCCCAGGAGGCUGCAGGGCUGAUUGUGUCAGGAGAGAGCAGCAGCCUCUCUGCCGGCACAUCGGUCUCAGAUCCGUCCCAGAAAAAAGAAGAGCACAAUUAUUCUCUUUUUGUUUCCGACAACCUGGGUGAGCAACAAGCCCAAUGCAACCCUGAUGAGGAUGAAGAGGAUGAAGAGGACGUUGAUGAUGAGGACCAUGAUGAAGGGUUUGGCAGUGAACACGAGCUAUCUGAAAAUGAAGAGGAGGAAGAGGAGGAAGAAGAUUAUGAGGAUGACAAGGAUGAUGAUAUUAGUGACACUUUCUCUGAACCAGGUUAUGAAAAUGACUCAGUUGAAGACUUAAAGGAGAUGACCUCAGUAUCUUCAAGGAAGAGAGGCAAGAGAAGGUACUUCUGGGAGUAUAGUGAACAACUAACACCAUCACAACAAGAGAGGAUGCUAAGGCCAUCCGAAUGGAACAGAGACACUUUGCCAAGUAAUAUGUAUCAAAAAAAUGGCUUGCAUCAUGGAAAAUAUGCAGUAAAGAAGUCACGGAGAACCGAUGUUGAAGACCUGACUCCAAAUCCCAAAAAACUGCUUCAGAUUGGCAAUGAACUAAGGAAACUGAAUAAGGUGAUUAGUGAUCUGACACCAGUCAGUGAACUUCCCUUAACUGCCAGACCCAGGUCAAGGAAAGAAAAGAACAAGCUAGCUUCCAGGGCUUGCAGACUAAAGAAAAAAGCUCAAUAUGAAGCUAAUAAAGUGAAAUUAUGGGGUCUUAAUACAGAAUAUGAUAACUUGCUAUUUGUAAUCAACUCUAUCAAGCAAGAGAUUGUAAACCGAGUACAGAAUCCAAGAGAGGAUAGAGGGCCCACCAUGGGACAAAAGCUUGACAUACUUAUUAAAGAUACUCUUGGUCUACCAGUUGCUGGACAAACCUCAGAAUUUGUGAACCAAGUAUUAGAGAAGACUGCAGAAGGCAACCCUACGGGGGGCCUAGUGGGACUAAGAAUACCACCAUCCAAAGUGUAACUGGCCUCAUAUGACCACUACUCUCUGGUCAGAAUUAUGUCUGUGUUCAGUCAGGUUCUUCAUUGUAAAAUUUCAUUCUGUUCUGCAUGUCAGUUUAGCAUUAUGUAAACAUUUACGAUUAGGUUACAUUGUUUUAAUAACUAAGUAGUAUAAGUGAAGCAUGAUCCAAAAUACUUGAUUAUAGCAUUUUUCAGAGCAUAAACCCUAGUUAAAACUGCUUCUGGCAUCGGUAUGGAAACUUAUAUGUUUAUAAGUGGCUGUUUAGGACCAGAGUGUAAAAUCUAUAGAAGUCAAACUUGUUUCUGCAAGUGAAAAUGUUAGCAAAUGCCAAAUGUUCUGGCAGGUUUAUGCUCUGAAUACAACACAAAAUUAAGAGGAAGCAUUUUUUUUAAAUUGUCGGUUUAGAUUGUUUUUAGAAUUAUUGCUUUGUGUUCUAAUUUUUUUUCCCACAACCAUUUAUCUCACUUGUACAUAGCACACAUAGCACUCAUGCUAGUGUGCCAUAUUAGACUUUAAUUUUCAGAGCUCAAUAUGAUAUAUAUAUAUGUCCGUGCAAGAAAAAAAAAAGCAUAUUCUUUGUGCCUUGUAUUUGGGGGAAAACUGUAGCUAUAAACUGGUAACGUUUUGUAUGAUAACCCUAAUGAGGAAAAACAAGAUGUAUAGAUGGUAAAAUUAUGGGGUUUAAAUGUUUUUGUUCCAACUCUUAAAAAAUUUUUUUGAAUGUAUAUAGGACUAUGUUGAAAUGUAGAUAUAUGCCACAGAGUCUGUGUAUUGUAUAAAAAAAAAGAUGGCUCUAGAAAACUCAAUUUCGGUACUUGGCCGGAAGAAGACAAAUACUUGCACAUUAAUGCGAUUGUUUUAUUUUUUGUACCAAAGACAAAUGCAACUGAUAUGGCGAACUGCCAGUCUAAGUAAAGUUUUGCACAGCUUACAUGAUACUGUACUGAAUGUAUGAAAAAAAAAAGGAAAAAAAAAGAAAAAAUCAAAAGGUCAGGGUUAGGGAUCUUACUGAACUGUGAAUUUUAUUUCUGUUUGGGUCCAAUUAUCUACAGAAGGAGCAUUCAUACAUACAAAUAUUAUUUUGCUGUUCCUCUAGUUCGCUUCCAUAGUAGAUAAGUUGGUGGCCAUUUAGGAGUUUGUAAAUCUUUUUUUCUGCACUUAUUGUAGGAAAUUUUAAUAUAUUUGCAUUUUAGUAAGCUAUUGGUAAAAUAGUUUUCAAUUUUGAGGAUUUAAAAAGUUUAUUUAGCUUGUUGUAGUAUACUUCCACCAAACAACCAAAAUACAGAUUAUUUUUAUUGUACUGUGUAUAUAUAUAUGUAAAGAAAGAAAAAGCUACAAAUAUCUAAUUCUUUAGUUGCCACUUUUCCAAUUGAUGUAUUAUUGUGCAUGUAAUAUUUCCAAGGAUCAACACAAGCUUAAAACAAAAAAAUUUAUAGAUUUUUAUAUUUUUGUACAGAUAUUUCCAAACUAGCUUCUUCAAACUUACAUGUGACUUAUUCUUGUUAAUUCUAGUUUCUAUGAUUGACAGAUAUUAACACAUUUAGUUUUUAGGUGCUCUUUUGCUCAUAUAAAAGUCAGCUUCACUAGUCAGUGUUUAAACUGUGUUAAAGCUUUACCUAAGAGGUAUGAGAAAUUCCUUAUGUAUGUCAAGGCAGCAUCAUUCUCUGGGUUUGUGGACCUUCCCCCUGGGUUUAUCCCUAUUUUUUUCUUCCUCUUAAUAUUCAUUCUCAAAUUUUGUUUGAGCUAUUAUUGGCGAUGGUGGUGGUGGUGAUGACAAAAAACAGACCCACAUUAUACAACCUACUCAACCAGAAUAAAGUACCAAAAGUUUCAAACUUAGGUUCUGGGACUGUACUUUUGAAAGUCAUAACAGGCCUCGCAUUUUCCCCUUGGAGAUUUUAUUUUUUAGUACAGUGUAUUUGUAUAGUGUGUUUCCUUUUCUUUACUGAAUCAGAUUUUUUUUCAAUUUGCAUUUUUUAAGCUUUAGAGUAUGAAGAUUUGAAUCUGAAACUCCCAGUAACAUGUGAACACAUUGUAUUUUGUUCCUAUACUGCAUGCACAGUACCAUGAACCUUUAUAGAAACUCCAAGGGGGGAAGUCAGCAGCACUUGCACUAAGACUGUGAUACACGUGUUUUCCCUAUACACUUGAUAGAAAUGUCUUUGAUUAGUUAGAGCACACAAAACAAACAAGAAAUAGUUUUGAAAAUUUUGUUAGUUCUUUUUUGGUGGGGGAAGGAAGGCAAAAAGUACAAGUCUGUGCUUGGGAAGAUAAAGAGAAUGUAUCUGAUAAAUUUAAAAGUUGCCAACACCACAGUUUUAUAUAAUCAGAUGAAGAUCACUUUCAUGAUAGAGAUUCAACUGAUUUAUAAAACGAACCAUUUUAGUGGCUCCAUUUUGAUCGUUUUUUUUUUCCUGUCUACAAACCAGAAUAUGAUUUUGGUCUCACAUUUCAAAAGAAAAAAGAAAAAAGAAAAAAAAAUUCUAAAUCCAUGUAACGGAUUACCCUACUCUCUCAUUUCAGUGUUUUAUAUGUACAACUUAAGUUAAAUAGUUAAAAGCUUUUAAAUAGUUGAGCUUUUUAAUGUUGACACUUUAUUUUGUACCUAUUUAUAUAUGUAUGUAUAUCUUAGAAAAGCACUUUGUUAAAAAAAAAAAAGAUUGCGUUUUAUAUGAUUCCUGCCAUUUGCUGCUAAAUCUGGGCUGGUCAGAAUGCUGCAGCGAUACUUGAUCUAAAUAAAACCUGGCAGUAAAAUGUAGAGUAAAGUUAAAUCCUUUGGUUGUUUUAACUUUACCGUAAAGAUGACAUAGGCAAGCUGUGCAGCUUUACAUUUUAACCAGGGGACUCUGUGGCAUUUAAAACCGUCUAGAAAUGGUCGUACUUUAAUGCCAGUAAUAAUCUGCUUCCUCUAUUGUCAUUAAAAUAUGUACAUUUAGUGUAUACUUAUCACACAAACAAAUCUUAUAAGGGUUAACAAAAACCCCCAACAACUGUACAUGUUCUGUUUUUGGAAAUUGUGGCAUGUAUUUUUGGAUGAAGAUCAUUAGAGAAGAGCUCUCUAAAGGUUUUCAGUGUUCAUACAUGGUAUGCAGAUCAUAAUGAAGUCCUGGAUUUUAUUUUAAGUGGAGGCAUUGUGAAUAUUCACUUCAAAUAAUCCCAUCAUUCAAAAGCAAUUUAUACACUUCGAUUCUAGUACUACUAUGAUUUAAAGAAAAAAAAAACCUUCCUUGUUUCAGAUACACUGGAUUCUUUAUAGAGUUUGUUUCCAUAUUAAAGCAUGCUGUCCAACUGCUCUUGUUAAGAUCUUGUCAAAGUUUUGAAUUGGGUGCCACACUUUUUCAAUCGAUAUGAUUGCUUGUUCUACCGUACCAUGUAUGAUUCUUGUCCUUUCCUAUAUCCUUCAUGACAGAUUAUGAUGUGGCUUUAUAUUGUGCCUUACUUGUACCUUUAGAACUAAAUGUCUUCAUCCCCUUCCACUCCUUAAGUCUUUUAACUCUUUGACCUUUUUGGAAAGAGAAUCAGAACUAUAAUAAAAAAGCAUCAUGAAGAAUUUCAGAUGGGUCUGGUUUCAAAUUCCCCUCUCUCUUUGUAGUUAUUUUAUAUUUGUAUGGAAGACCAGUUUUGAAUGGUCUUUUGAGUAUGAGGGGAGAGGGUUAACAAUAAUUCCACUACGUCCUUUUUCUCUGACUUUCAUGAAUUUAUCAUACAACUUCUUUCUGAUGCUUGACUUUUUUUGCUUAUUAGCAAAUAGUCUGCAUUUAAAGAAAGGUAUGUUCAACUCAUCAGCUUGAAAUUUACUUACUUUCAUUUUUCCACAAAUUUUUUUAGGAGAAGAGUACCAGUUUCUGUUUGUUUCUAAAACAGAUGACAAGUCUCUUUUAAAGAAACAGAAGUAUAGUACUUUUGAAAUACAAUGCUGUCAGUUUGAAUUUCUUUUUAUAUAUAUAUAUAUAAUAUUCAUACAAUUAUCUGAUGUUUGCCUUCAUUAAUAAAGCUGUUAGUUUAUUCACCAAAAUGGCAAGACGGAUGUGCUUUUCUUUAUUCCAUAAAUCUUUUUAACAUGGAGAAUUUAGCUGCUUCGAGUUAACUUUCUGAAAUGAAUUCAAGUGGCCUUCAGCAGGAACUAACAAAGUAAUAUUAUGUUCCCAUUCUUGUUAAUAGUCUUCCUCAAGUUCUGUUGAAGCAUUGCCUAAUUAUGUAACACAAAUGUUAGUAUCACUCUAGUCUUGAAACUUGAAUUUUGAGAAUUAAUUGAAUUAUGCCUUCAGUGUUAAAGGAAAUGGUUUCAGUUAUCCUCUUAAUAGAAUUUUUGUCAAAAAAAAAUGCUGUUUCAUAGGGAACUGAGGCCAUUUUCGUAACUUUGCACAGAAAUGCAGUUUGCUACUUUUGUUCUUCCCGAGGAUCAUGACAAAUAGUUUCAAACACAGUGCCACAACAAUUGUGGAUUCUUUGUAAUCUUACUAAGGGCAUUAUGAUUUUGAGAAGACUCCAUCCUUUUUUAAUAUCUUAAAUAUGUAAUGAUAUGUAACUAUGAAUGUCAACUACAGGAAUGUUUUUCAUUUGAAAGGAAAAAAAGUACGGGAUAUAAAGAUGGUGAAAAUGUACUACUGAAUGUCACAGGCUUCCAUAGAGCAAAUGGUGAUUGUGUUGAAACAGUCCCACUGCUCAAACUGACUAGAAUUACAGAAAGACUUAUGAAUUAUAAAUUGAAUUAUCAUGCCAAAUUUCCACUUUUAUUGAGAGAAGGACAGGUACCUCUUUAAAACUAUUUCUAAUUGGUAUUGUAGGGUCAGAGUAUUGGUGACUAAUGGAGAAUGUUCAAGUUGAGUAUCUUGAUGUGCCAAGUUUGGGUAAACUGGGUUUGCCUCUUCCAUAACAGUGUAACAGUGUAAAGCACACAGGAGGAAUGACUUCUGGGUUGGGGGGCAGUGUGACUGAUGAUCUCAUCUGGUCCUUCCUUCUCUAACCACUGUUUUUCAAAGAACCAAAAAGCAUAGAUGUGUAUAUAUGUGUGUGUGUACCUUUUCUGCUUUUGGAAAACAUUCUUAUGGCACUGUAUUCCACUGCCUGCUUUCUGAUUCUUCUUCCUAGGAUGGUGGCUCCCACUACAAGAGAGUUGUCCUGUAGGUUAGGAUUUGUGGUCAACAGUGAACUUGAAUGCUGACAGAACCUAAAGGCAUAGAGGGGAUGGGGGGAAGGUCAAGAAUUCCGAGCAUUUGUUCAUACACUGUGGCCAUCUCUUUUGCAUAGUUGCUUGGAGUCCUGUUUGUAAUGUUGUCAAAUAUUCUGUAGUUCUUUUCCAACUGGAACUAAGAAACUUUUUAUUGGAAUCAGUCUUGUCUUUCUUGUUUAGAAAGAAUUUUACCUUGUUAACGCAUGAGCUGUUUUAAAAGUUACUCUAUUUAAAUGUUGGUUAAUAGUUGUGUGGUUUUUUUUCUUUUAAGAGAAAAAAGACACAACUCAAAUUUUGACUUUGUUUACUGUCACUUUCCAGCCCCUCUGCACUUCUAGUCAGAUACAGACUCGUCAGUGUAUGCAACGUCCUUUGUAAUUUAAAAUAAAAAAG